Amphiprion ocellaris (clown anemonefish) is the source of this 1324-nucleotide messenger RNA. RefSeq lists its product as uncharacterized. The coding region runs from base 135 to 980 and encodes 281 amino acids. Lineage: Eukaryota; Metazoa; Chordata; Actinopteri; Pomacentridae. The record is from RefSeq and is a predicted model, not a curated record. The transcript is spliced from 4 exons.
UAAGAACUGCUCCAAAACCUAAGGCAAACUGAUGCUCCAAAUCUACCUAAUACAAAGAACAAAAAUGGGAGUUACAAAAUAUACUAUGGACUAUUUCAAUAAAGUGUUUCUGUAAAUCUUAUUUUUCAGUAUUCAUGGUUUCAGAUUUUUUUUUCACACAGAACAUGAGCAUUCAGGGCCUACCAGAGAUGAAGGGCUAUGACCCACUAGAUACCACCCUCAAGUUUGUCACCAGGAGGGACGACUUGGAUCCAAUUUCCUCAGAUGAUGACUCUCUCAGAGCAGAGAUGUCCUGUGGCCACGCCGUCACUCCUGAAUCUCUAACACAGUGGUGUCGCAACCUGCUGGACCAGGGGCAUUACAGAUUUAAAUGCCCUGCACUGGUAGAGGGGACCACAAGGUGCAAUAAGGCGUGGUCGUACCAAGAGGUGCGCAGACUGGCAGAUUUAUCUGUUGAGGAAAUGCAGCACUUUGAGGACAACAUGGCCCGCAUGGCUGCUGCUAGACACUGCGAGUUUCAGCCAUGUCCCCAGUGCAAAACAAACAUGGAGAGGAAGGAUCUUUCCAACCUGUGUGUCAUAUGUAUCAUAUGCACAGCUGAUCAGGGGGGAACCUAUCAGUUCUGCUGGCAGUGUCAGAAGCCAUGGAAGGGCUCAGCUCCUCGAUCGGACCACUGUGGCAACGAUGACUGCAUCAACAGGGACCUGCAACUGCUGCAGACAUGCAAAUCCAUCGACCUGCCGGAGGUGGCGGGCGUCACCAGCUGCCCCUCUAUCCGACUCUGUCCUACAUGUGGCAUGAAGAUAGAACAUAGUAGACAAAACUGCAAAAAUGUUAUAUGUCCUCGAUGUCAUAAGGAGUUCUGCUUUGUUUGCCUGAAACUAACGCGGCAAUGUUGCAAGACCAGUUCACCAUUCAGAAUCUGCCCAGGCGGUGUAGCUCCAAGACAGACUUCUAUUCCGGUAUGGCAGAGAAAAUGAAGGUAAUCCGGUGUCUUAUCUUAAUUCAACAAGAGAUCUUUAACAGAAGUGUUUAAAAACACAACAAAAAAAAUCAAUGCAUUUAUUUUGAAAGGUCUCAAUAUAGUCUCCUGGACACCAAAUGUUUGUGGCAUGUAACUCUGCUCCACAAGACAACUAGGUUCUUAUUUGUGGUUUCUCUGCCUCCCUUUGGCUGAACUUUAAAUUGCACAUGACAAAUAUGUUUGGUAUUUACCUCUGAAUCUCCAUUACUGAAAUACUUAAGAUGUUUUAUAUAUAUAAAAUGGAACCUGUUUUAUUUUAAUUAGCUUUUUCUGUAUACCAGUGUGGCAAAAUCUACCUGG